AUAACCAACUCCCGUUUGCUGUACGGAAGAAGAAUAACUGCAAUGCAUUUCCGGAUCCAAAGAACAUAGGCCGAAUAUUCGAGGACAGUUGCGAGAUCGUCAAAUCACGCGGGCGAGAGAAUUAAAACUAACUGACAAUUAACAAACCAAGUAAGUAAAUAGCGGUGCUGAGAAUUUAACGUUGUUUUUUGAGUGCCUUCAGCAACAAACUUUUAUAUAUACUUGCGAACCAUUUCGUCCUUUGAACGUGACCACAUAUCAAUUCGUGCCGACCGGAGAGAAACGCGCUUUCUAGCUGGUCAGUGACCCCAUUUGAAAAUAAUUAAACCGAAUUGAUCCAAAUCAAAGUCUCGUUCCCAGAUAGUUGGCAGCAAAGCAAAGAGUAAAGAUCCAUUAUAAUUCUUACGAACAGUGACCUCGCUGUAGCAGCCAAACAUAGUACCGUUCGAGUACCGUUCGUUUGGUCCUAAGAACUAUGUCAAAAAGGGCAAGUAAAACCGCCAUGUUUUUCUCUAUCCGGUCAAUGAGUCUUUAUGGUCACGAUUUGAUGAGUUGGUUCCCAGUUGGUUUGGACACUCCUUUUUUUCCUAGAACGUUUCUAAUGAUUGGGCUUUGGGCCAGGGCCGGAUGGCCAGGAGUUAGAGGCUUAAUUUUGGUCCCCUCUUUGAAUGGUAUCAUAAUCCGGGCCCCUUAUUCAGGCAUUUUAUCCCCCUUAAUGGAGGAACAUUCCCCGCCAUGCAGUCCCCUUCCAAAGCCCUUGGCCCGAGCUAAAACGGGUGGUUUGGGGGGAAAAACAAGUUUCUUAACUAAUGAGCAAACUUAUUUUUACAUAAAUUAUGAUAUAUUGUUAAUUUUGUAUUGUUUUUUCUUUAGCUAGUCAGAAUGAGUAGUGAGGAGAGCUCCAAGUUCUCACAGAGCUCUGAUGGCUCUGAUUAUGAAGAUAUUGCUCCUUAUUUCUCUGCCAAGAAAUUUGAUGGAAUGCCACCUUUGCAGAAACUUUCUUAUCGGAAUCAAAAAAUCAGAUACGAGAAGAGUUUAAAAUCUGGUGUUAGGAUUUCAAUGCCAAAAUUCAUGCAAGAUCAUUUGAAAGGCAAAGAUAAAGAGAACCAGAGCUCAAAUAAAGGUGGAAAGAAGCGCAAAUCCACCAACACUACGGAAAAAAGUGCAAAACAGAGGAAACUUGAAGAUGACAGUUCUCCUUCUCAACGAGUCUUGCGAGACAGGGCACAAUUAUCUUCAGUAGCACAACCCCAAUCCAACUGUGCAGCAGUCGGUGAAACAUCAAAGAAUGGCCAUUCAAAAAAAUUUCAUGUUGAGGCACAGUGGGGAACACUACUGGUAAACCAUAAAUAG
Messenger RNA from Frankliniella occidentalis (western flower thrips), 1353 nucleotides. RefSeq lists its product as uncharacterized. Lineage: Eukaryota; Metazoa; Arthropoda; Insecta; Thysanoptera; Thripidae. Gene Ontology annotation, biological process: regulation of DNA-templated transcription. Bases 883 to 1353 code for a protein of 156 amino acids. The transcript is spliced from 4 exons. The record is from RefSeq and is a predicted model, not a curated record.